CAAUCCGUUUUUCAGGGUGGCCCUCCGCCACCUCAGCCAAUCAGCUCCCCGGCAGCGCGACUGACCCCGGUAGUGUCUGCGUCACCUCUGCCGCCGGGAAGAUGGCGCAGAGGCUCGCGCUGAGGAGGUUUCUAUCCAUCUCCCCCCAAAAGCUCUCUGUGCUGCCUCUGUCUAUCCUCUCCAAGGUGUCGGCAGUACCAUGCUACCCUAGAUCACUUGUUCCUCUUACCCCGAUCACUGUGCCUGCUUCCAUUAGGACGUUUUCUACCACACCUGUCUACAGGGCCACCUUUAACAUCCAGGAUGGGUCUGACUUCCAGGACAGAGUUGUGAACAGCCAGAAGCCAGUGGUGGUAGAUUUUCAUGCACAGUGGUGCGGCCCCUGCAAGAUCUUGGGCCCCAGGUUAGAGAAGAUGGUGGCCAAGCAGCAUGGGAAGAUACUGAUGGCAAAAGUGGACAUUGAUGAUCACACAGACCUGGCCAUUGAAUAUGAGGUCUCAGCUGUGCCGACUGUGCUGGCUAUGAAGAACGGAGAUGUUGUGGAUAAGUUUGUGGGGAUAAAGGAUGAGGAUCAGCUGGAGGCCUUCCUUAAGAAACUCAUUGGAGCCUGAACAAGAGAAACCUGCACCCAGGCCUCUGGAUUUGGUCAUGUUGCAUGCUCUCUUACCAGGGGAGGCGUGAAGCAAAACUGAACUGCCUUGUAGAACCUGUCCCCUUUUUGUGUGUGGGUAUGGCCCACCUUCUCCUCCUGGGCAGCAGUAGUCCUGAGCAAUUCUGAGGGAUGGUGAGAAGUAAGGCCGCUCAUCCUCAAAGUGGGUGGGAGAAGCUGGAAAUGGGCUUCCAUCUGUCUGCAAAGAACUGGCAGUGGGAAAAGCAGGACGGCUGCUGAAUUAGAGGUGUGUUUAUCAGUGUCUGUCCUGUCCAGACUAAGAGCAGUGGGUGCAGGAUGUGGACACGUAUUUGCUCUGGGUGAGUUUUUGUUAAAAUCGGGGAUUGCUCUGCUUCAUCCAUGAUACUUGCAUCCUUGUCCUCAUGUUGCUGGGACAAAUAUGAAUCCUCCGUGGCUCCCUUGAGCCUAUGCCACACUCUUUCCUGCUGCUGAUUUAUGAAGAGAAACAUUUUUGGGAGGUGGGGUUUGUAUGUCUGUAAUAAAGAGAACUUUAUUAAUCA
Messenger RNA from Gopherus evgoodei (Goodes thornscrub tortoise), 1170 nucleotides. RefSeq names its product thioredoxin 2 (gene TXN2). Lineage: Eukaryota; Metazoa; Chordata; Testudines; Testudinidae. The transcript is spliced from 4 exons. The record is from RefSeq and is a predicted model, not a curated record. Gene Ontology annotation, molecular function: protein-disulfide reductase activity. Gene Ontology annotation, cellular component: mitochondrion. Gene Ontology annotation, biological process: cell redox homeostasis. Bases 102 to 611 code for a protein of 169 amino acids.